Molecule: messenger RNA, 2145 nt
Organism: Entamoeba invadens IP1
Lineage: Eukaryota; Evosea; Mastigamoebida; Endamoebidae
Product: DEAD box ATP-dependent RNA helicase, putative
Exons: 2
Coding region: 1-2145 (714 amino acids)
Biological process (GO): mRNA splicing, via spliceosome
Cellular component (GO): nucleus
Molecular function (GO): ATP binding; RNA helicase activity; nucleic acid binding
Source: RefSeq, a predicted model, not a curated record
AUGGAGGAAGAAGACUAUGACGACUUUCUCGACAAAAUGGAAGAGGAGAGUGCAAAGCAAGUUAUGGAAGCGACGAAUAAACUUCAAGAACUGAAACAGAAAGAGAAGACUGAUCCUGUUCCAUUGGAGUUUGUUGACAAGUUACCACCACAAAAAGAGGAGAGUUCCGACUCAGAAGAUUUGACUCAAUAUAAAGAUGAACUAACACAGAUCAAGAAGAAGCGCUUGGAGUUGCUGGAAGUCGACCAUAAAACAAUCAAUUACUUGCCACUUGUCAAAGGAUUAUACGUCGAGGUCCCCGACGUCACUCGUCUGACUGACAAUGAAGUGAAAGAGAUAAGAAGAGUCGAAUUGGAGGGGUGUAUAGUCAGAGGAAAGAGAUGUCCAAAACCAAUUCAAAGUUGGUCCCAAUGUGGAUUAAACCCCGUGAUGCUCGAGAUCAUCCGAAUUUUAAAUUAUGACAAACCAACACCAGUACAACGUCAAGCAAUACCAGCUGUAAUGUCUGGUCUUGAUGCAAUCGUAUGUGCCAAGACGGGGUCUGGGAAGACUCUUGCUUAUGUCUUGCCUUUACUUAAACAUGUCUUGUCACAGCCAGCACUAUUGCCGGGCGAUGGUCCGAUUGCUAUUGUGUUUGUCCCUAUUCGCGAGUUAGCUGAACAAAUUAACACAGAGAUAGCCAAGUUUGCGAAGUUUCUGAAACUACGGACGACUGCAGUGUUUGGGGGGAUGGGUAUUUCAAGUCAAAUAGGUGCGUUAAAGCGUGGGAGUGAAAUCGUCGUGUGCACUCCGGGGAGGAUGAUAGAUAUCUUAGUCACCAACAGUGGGCGCAUCACAAACUUGCGACGCGUCUCUUUUGUUGUUUUAGACGAGGCGGACCGAAUGUUUGAUUUAGGGUUUGGGCCACAAAUUAAACACAUCAUCGAUGGGAUUCGCCCCGACAAACAAAUAGUGAUGUUUUCAGCGACGUUCCCGCAAAGUGUCGAACAAAGUGCGCGCGAAUUUUUAAAGAAGCCGAUAGAAAUUAUAUGUGGGGGGAGGAGUCAUGUAUCUGAUACGAUAGACCAAGACGUUGUGGUGUUACCAAAAGAGGACAAGCUGCAGACCGUUGUAGCGAUAGUGAAGACUCAAAAAGCGCAAGGCGGGCGAAUUCUGAUAUUCACGGAGACUCAGAAAAAUUGCGAUGAACUGUAUCAAUGCCUCAUGAACGAAGAUAUUGGGUGUUUAUUGCUACACGGAGGAAUCGACCAAGUAGAUCGGCAGAACACCAUCAAUGAAUUCAAAUCUGGAGUUGGGAAGACAGUAAUGGUAGCGACUUCUGUGUGUGCGCGUGGUAUUGAUGUGAAAGGACUUGAAUUAGUCAUCAACUAUGACUGUCCCAAUCAUAUGGAAGACUAUGUACAUCGUGUUGGGAGGACUGGGAGAGCUGGACAGAGAGGAAAGGCGAUCACCUUUAUAACGAAAGAAGAGGACAUGUAUAGUGAUGAUAUAGUUAAAGCAUUAACCCUGAGUGGAGGACGAAUAAGUAAAGAGUUGAGUGAACUGAAUGAGGGGUGGAAGACUAAGAAAUUGUUUUUAGAGACGAAGAAGAGGAAGAUGGGGUAUGGGGGGUCGGGCUUUAAAUUUGAUAAAAAAGAGGAGAUCAAAAAUUUGGAGACCAAAGUUGGUGCAUAUCUUGAAGAAGAGGCGGGCGGAGAGACUUUAAAGGAACGAGUUGAAAAUAAGAAGAUGGAAGAGGAGAUGGAAGAAAACAAAAUACCAGUUGAGAAGCGGGAGGCCGUUCGAAAAGCACUUGAAGCGAUCGACCGAUUGAAUAAGAAAAUAGCCAAAGCGACAUCCGAUGGAUAUCAAACCGAAGUUGUGAUUAACGACUUCUCUCUCCAGUCGCGUUUUGUCUUGACAAACAAAGAGAAGUUGUUACCCGUCAUGCAGAGUUGCAACGUGAAAAUCACAACAAAGGGGACAUACGUUCCGGAGGGUAAACCUGUUCCUGCGGGGACACAGAAGUUAUAUCUUCUGAUCGAAGGAAAAACAGAAGAAGACCUGUCGAGGGCAAAACGGGAGAUCAAAGUUCUACUGAAGGAAAUAGCAGAUAAAUACAGAGACAAAGUGAUUCACGAAAAGACCUUUUCUAACAUCAUUUAG